Molecule: messenger RNA, 885 nt
Organism: Drosophila sulfurigaster albostrigata
Lineage: Eukaryota; Metazoa; Arthropoda; Insecta; Diptera; Drosophilidae
Product: probable splicing factor 3A subunit 1
Exons: 2
Coding region: 448-870 (140 amino acids)
Source: RefSeq, a predicted model, not a curated record
CCACAAUAUUAUUUACAUUUCGUUUUGCAAUUUCAAAUUGUUAUUUUACGCGCCUCAAAUGUCUAACGCUAGGUGGCAGCACUGCAUGCCCAUGCAACUCUGCUCUCAGCUGUUUUUUCCAGUAUUUUACUUAGCUCAAACAAAAGUAAGAGUUCUUUACGUGCGUAGUUUUUGUAAUGUUUGCAUUUUUUGUAAUCUUAUUGAACACAAAUCGCUCGGGAAGUUCGUAAAUAAACAAACAAACGUAAAACGAUAAUACUGUCGUCACGGCAGUGACAAUAAGAAAUGCACUUUGACGGUUUCAAGCAACAACAACAACAACUGAAAGUACAAAUGUCAAUCGCGUUGUAGCAAAACAAUUGUGAUGACGCUGCCUUAAUAAUGACUUAAGUCUAUUAUUUUAAGUCGUUCCUAGUGUUACUUGUAUAUAGAUUGUUAAGUUUGGCAAUGAACGUUGAGAGUAAUCAAGACCUGCCGACUCCCAAGGAGUCCAUAGCAGAAAAGUGUGAUGCGGCCGCGGCUCCUGCGACCGCAGUUGUUGGAGUCUCAACAAAAACGCCAAUUUCAACAACAACAACAACAACGGCGACACCAACAAUUGCCGGCUCCGAAGAGCCGUCGGCUUCUGUUUCGGCAACGGAUUCUGCGUCAUGCGAGCCGGCAGCAGAGCCGGCGACGGAGCUGCAGUCAGCUGGAUGCCAUACAGGUGGUCAAGAGCAACAACAACAACGUCUGCCGUAUUUCUAUAACAAACAAUAUAAUCCACCAAGUGGCAAUAGGCACCAGUUUCCCUCACCGCCGUCGCAUAAAAACCAGCCCUGGAGAAAAUUACGCAGGCAAGUUUUUUUCUCUAUUUUCAUUUUUCUUUAGCCCCUCACACUAGCA